Molecule: messenger RNA, 753 nt
Organism: Lodderomyces beijingensis
Lineage: Eukaryota; Fungi; Ascomycota; Pichiomycetes; Serinales; Debaryomycetaceae
Source: the annotation of a GenBank genome assembly
AUGGAUUAUUCGGGAAGAGUCAAUUCUAAAAAGGGAGCGGGCGGGAUAGCUAGUGCCGAAGACACAAAUGUUAGCACAAAGAAAAGGGUGCAAGAGCUUUUAGCCACCCACAUCUUGGACCUAGACAAUGAUCCAUACGUCUUCAGAAACCAUCUUGGCUUGCUCGAAUGCCGUCUUUGCCUCACGACGCACAAUAACGAGGCCUCAUACAUUUCCCACUUGGGUGGAAGAAAGCAUCAUCUAAAUUUGGAGAGAAGACGUAUUUUGGACGAGAGGCAGCAUCAGGGCCACCUUUACGAGCAGAAAGUCAACCAGCAAAUAUCAAUAAGCAACGUUGACAAACGAAGUUGGAAAAAGAUUGGGAAGCCCGAAGUCAAGGUUGAGAAGAUACGGCAUCCUCAGACAUUACAGGUUGGCAUACUUUUACGAAUGAAGGCUCCCAGGAUAACUGCGGAGGAGCCGAUCCACAGGUUCAUGUCCUAUUUUGAGCUAAAUUCCAAGAGCCAAAAUCUGCUUUCGAAUUACUUGAGCAGCCGUGGUGAUGAUGAUCUGGAUCGAGAACAAGAGGAGGACGGUGACCACCAAUUGUUGGUGAUUUCUGCCGAGCCUUACGAGAACAUUGCCAUAAUAAUACCCAACAAGCACGAAAUUGACAAGCCGCAGGAUGAGGAUAAGAUGUCAGACACGUUCUGGUGGUUCUGGGAUCGCGACACGAAGGAAUACGUAUUGCAGUUUUUCUGGAAAAAGUCUUGA